AUGUCUUUCGGACGACCACCUUCAAUAUCUGCAGGUUUUUCGCCGAAUCCUCCUGACAGGGGAUCGUUCCCACUUGACCACUAUGGCGAGUGCAAAGACUACAUGAAAGUCUAUCUUGACUGUCUACGCAAGAACUCAAGUAAUUCGACGCCUUGUCGUCUUCUCAACCGCGAAUAUCUUGAAUGCCGAAUGAGCAGGGGUCUGAUGGAGCGUGACCAAUGGCGAAAUCUUGGACUUGCAGGAGUCGAAAAGUCUAGCGCAAAGGAUGAUCCUCACGAUACUGCUCAGACUACAGCCUCGCCAAGAUCGAGCUAGUACCCUUGUGCUCCAUGUACGUUGACUAUCUGCUCUGCGGUCCAGUCGACCGCAGAAUGUAUUACUCUGCUCGUC
Postia placenta MAD-698-R-SB12 is the source of this 390-nucleotide messenger RNA. RefSeq lists its product as hypothetical. The record is from RefSeq and is a predicted model, not a curated record. Gene Ontology annotation, cellular component: mitochondrial intermembrane space. Bases 1 to 315 code for a protein of 104 amino acids. Lineage: Eukaryota; Fungi; Basidiomycota; Agaricomycetes; Polyporales; Adustoporiaceae. The transcript is spliced from 4 exons. Gene Ontology annotation, biological process: mitochondrial respiratory chain complex IV assembly.